AUGGGGGUAAAGACAACGAUAAGUCAUUCGAAGUAUUUUGGAUUGCCGGUUGUGUUCGGGAGAUUAAAAAAGGAAGUAUUUGCCCUGGUUGUGGAGAAGGUUUGGAAGAAAGUUAAAGGAUGGAAAGAGGAAUUCUUGUCAAGGGCCGAGAAAGAGAAAGGAUCUCGAUGGAGAAUCGGGAAUGGUGAGAACGUCUUGAUUUGUAAAGACAGAUGGAUCUUUGAAAAUGCUGGUUUUCGAGUUACUGGGAGAGUCCAUGGCCUGGAUGAAGAUUCCUUAGUUAACUCUCUUAUUGAUAAGGAUCUUGGUCAAUGGAAGCGUGAUCUCAUUUUUUCUACUUUUGAAGCGGAGGAAGCAAAGCUCAUUGCCAGCAAAUCCCCUGGUCCUUCAAGGCCCCCUGACUUGAAGCUUUGGAAAGAAAUCUGGAAGGCGUCAGUUAAUCAGAGAAUUCGUAACUUUCUAUGGAGAGCUUCCAAGAAUGUUCUGCCAACAAAGGAGAAUCUCAUCAAAAAGGGGAUAAGGCUGGAUGUUGGGUGUAACUUCUGCCAGUCUUCCUCUGAAUUGGUUCAACACCUCUUCCUCGACUGUAAGUUCGCAAAACAUGCCUUCUUCUCCUCUAUUCUUAGCUUCAGGCUUCCUCAUUCUGUGGACUUUAACGAUUGGCUGUUUAGUGUGCUUACUUGUGGCGACAAAUUCAGUGUUCAACUGCUGUGCACACUGACAUAUAAGGUGUGGCUUGCCCGUAAUCUUCAGAUUUAUCAACACACGGUGUUGAAUCCAAUUCAGGUUGCGGAAGAGGCUCUUAACUGCGUCUGUGAAUUUAAUGCGUGGUAUCCGGAUGUUGGUCCAGAGCAGCGGCAUCGUGUUUCGCAAGAGGAAUACUGUCCCAGAAACCUCAACAUUAUGCAGGUGGAUGCAGGAGUCUUUACUGAUGGGUCUGCAGCGUAUGGCUGUGUUGUAAAGGAUGCAGAUGGCAAAGUGUUGCUGGCUGCGUGCAGAAAAGAGAGAUUUAUGUGUCCCCUUUGGUGGCUGAAAUUCAAGCUUUGA
Molecule: messenger RNA, 1047 nt
Organism: Vicia faba (fava bean)
Lineage: Eukaryota; Viridiplantae; Streptophyta; Magnoliopsida; Fabales; Fabaceae
Source: the annotation of a GenBank genome assembly